GAAAGUAAGAGACUUGCUGAUGUCAUUUUUAAUUCACCACCAAUACCCAAAAAAAAGCUGAGAGAGAUGUUGAUGGCCCUAUAUAAGGUGCACCUCACCUCCUUCAGAGCACAUCUAGAAUCACAGCAAAGUGCUGACCUCUGUAACUGCAGCCUGCUGGGACGGACGACUUUGGAUUGUGAACCAUGGCCUCCCUGCAGACCUUGACCAAGAGCUUCUCAGUAUGGGUCUUCUUCUGCUGCUGUUGCUGUCUCCCUCUUCUUCUCACCAGCCCUCUGCCUCCAAAAGGGGCAGGGGUGGGUUCUACCAGCCACCAAACCUGCAGGCUCAGGAAGACCAACUUUCAGCAGCACUACAUCAGGAAUCGCACCUACACCUUGGCUAAAAUGGCCAGGGCCUCAGACCAGGACACUGACAACAGGCUCAUUGGGCAGCAGCUCUACAUCAACAUCAAGGAAAACAACCGCUGUUACAUGAUGAAGAGAAUUGUGGAGAUUAUAGUGAAAGACGUCCUUCUCACCGAGGCCAGGGAGAAGUACCCAUACACUGAGGAGGUGGCGCAGUUCCUGGCAUCCCUGACCUCGGAGCUGAGCAGAUGUAAAUUCUCAGGAAACAGAGAGCACAUUGAAAAGAACCUGGAAGAGAUGAAGAGCAAAAUGAAACAGUUGGGAGAGAAUGGAAAGAAUAAAGCCAUUGGAGAACUGGAUUUACUGUUUGACUACGUAGAAAAUGCUUGUACUGAUGCCCCAAAGAAGGGAGGGAAUAAGAAGAAAAACUGAAAAAAUAUCAGAUCAGUCUUGAAGAGAUGUCUCCAAAAAACUCAUGCUAUUAUUCAAAUUGAUUAACUACUGAGGAAAAAAGUCACAUCUGUAGAUGCAGUAUAUGUUUUUUUAACCUGUACUGAGAAUAGCCAACUAAUUAGGCAGAGACAGGGUGCAUACUGCUGUCUUCUUUGCAAAUGAAAACUCCAGAACAGUGUGGCUACAUUUCAACACAGCACACGAGUUAUUUUCAAAGGCAUGCUCCUACUCUGCUCAUCUGCAUCGGAAUAAGGCAACUGUUUCUGUAUUUAAUAGGCUGAGAUUUGACACCUGUGUCAGCUUUGGUCAAGGUAGGCAGUGCUCUGUGGCCAGGAAGUUUUGAGUCUUUUAUUGGAAAUCUCUCUUGUGUAUGUUGCCCUCUUCUGACCCUUACCUGAAAUGUUGGUAUUUUGGACAUUCAGAAAUUAUUUUUUUCACUUGUAUUUAAUAGUAACUUAUUUUAAGGUAAUAAUUAUACAUACUUUUAUUUAUAUAAAUUGAAACAUAGCCAAGAAAAUGUAUUUAUGAAGCUGUACUAGAGGCUUUUACAUGAACUAUGAAAUUAAAACAGCUGUGUAAUAUUUAUAUGCAGAUGUAUUGUUUUAUAAAUGCCUAUUCAGUAAUUUAUUAUAAUAAAUAUUUUGAGUCAUCAAAUA
Molecule: messenger RNA, 1456 nt
Organism: Anas platyrhynchos (mallard)
Lineage: Eukaryota; Metazoa; Chordata; Aves; Anseriformes; Anatidae
Gene: IL22
Product: interleukin 22
Cellular component (GO): extracellular region
Source: RefSeq, a predicted model, not a curated record